Messenger RNA from Anguilla rostrata (American eel), 3584 nucleotides. Its product is annotated as zinc metalloproteinase-disintegrin-like crotastatin. The record is from RefSeq and is a predicted model, not a curated record. Gene Ontology annotation, molecular function: metalloendopeptidase activity. The transcript has 20 exons. Gene Ontology annotation, cellular component: plasma membrane. Gene Ontology annotation, biological process: proteolysis. NCBI's taxonomy places the organism in Eukaryota, Metazoa, Chordata, Actinopteri, Anguilliformes, Anguillidae. The coding region runs from base 1 to 2268 and encodes 755 amino acids.
AUGUUCGGCAAACACACGCCAUCGGUCAACAGCGAGCUUACGUGUGUGACAUCAUCGGUCUCUCUUCCCACAGCGGGACUCCACCCUGCAGACGAUGGGAGGGACUACCAGGUAGUUCGACCAAUCAAACUGCACGCACUACACAGGAGAGACACACAGUCCCCGUGGCCUGACGAGGUGACCUACGCCAUGACGGUGAGCGGGAGGGACGUUGUGAUGCGCCUGGAGAGAAACCUGGGCCUGCUGAGCAGACGCUACACUGAGACGCACUACACCCCAAAUGGCACCAGGGUCACCUCUGCCCGACCGGACCUGGACCUUUGCUACUACGAUGGCAGGAUUUUGAACGACAGCGAGUCUGUCGUUAGCAUCAGCACAUGUAACGGUCUGAGGGGUUACCUCAGGACAGCAUCGCAGCAGUACCUGAUUGAACCCUUGUCUGGCAAUGACACCGGUGACCACAGCCUGCAGACAUACCAGAACCCCGAAUCCACCUGUGGGGUCACCAACAGCAGCUGGGACGCUGCCUAUCCCACUGCCACCCCACGGGGGCGCUCUAGGGCCUCGGCUGAUUCACUGUUGAAGCAGAAGAAAUACGUCGAGCUGUAUCUAGUUGUUGACAACAGAGAGUACCAGAAACUGAGGCGUGACUUCGCGGCAGUGAGGAAGAGGGCUUUUCAAAUGGUGAACUUCGUCAACGCGGUCUACCAGCCGCUCAACACGUCCGUGGUCCUGGUGGGGCUGGAGGUGUGGACGGACCGGGACUGGAUCAAGGUGGUGGCCUCCCCCGGCCAGACGCUGAGCCGCUUCACAGCCUGGAGAAACGAGGUGUUGCUGGGGACCAGCCCGCACGACAACGCAAUGCUGAUAACGGGCAUGGACCUUGAGGGGUCUAUCGUGGGAAUUGCCACUGUGGGCCAACUGUGCACCAUCAGCUCGACCGGAGUUGUGCAGUUUGAUAUAGCGCCUUUAAAUCUUACGUGCUCUCUCGUCUCUCAGGACCACAAGCCCCAGGCGAUCGCGGUGGCGGCAACGCUGGCCCACGAGCUCGGGCACAACCUGGGCAUGUGGCACGACUCGGGGGGUUGCUCCUGCGGGGCCCGUGUGCCCUGCAUCAUGUCCGCCGUUCUGGGACAGCAGGUCCCGCGGCUCUUCAGUGGCUGCAGCGCUCAGGGGUACGAGGCCUUCCUGCUUUCCCACGUCCCGCUCUGCCUCUUCGACAAGCCGGACAUAGUGCUGGCCUCCGAUUCGCUGUGCGGGAACGGAGUCGUGGAGAGGGGGGAGGAGUGCGACUGCGGGAUCGAGAAGGAGUGCCCCUGCUGUGACGCCUCUACAUGCACACUGACUGAAGGCUCUGAGUGCGCUACAGGGGAGUGCUGUAAAAACUGCAGGUUUGCUUCACCCUUGACGGAGUGCAGGAGUCGGAGGGACGAGUGUGACCUGGCGGAAUUCUGCACGGGGAGGUCUGCCCAGUGUCCGCAGGACGUCUUCUCCCAAAACGGGAUCCCCUGCAAGGGCAGGCAGGGCUACUGUCGUGACGGACGCUGCCCCCUGCUGGCUGACCAGUGCGUCAAGACAUGGGGAGACACCGCUCGUGUGGGCCGGUAUUUCUGUUACGAACAAAACAUCCAGGGCACCUACUACGGGUUCUGCAAUAGGACAGGCCGUGAGGAAUACGUCCCCUGCAAGGAAAAGGAUGUGAUGUGCGGGAAACUGUUCUGCACCGGCGGCAACAGGGAGCCCAGCUCUGGCCAGGCAGCGGAGUUUUCGGACUGCAGAGCCACGUUUAACAGGGACCAGAGCGAGGACCAGGGCCUGGUGGAGACAGGGACCCGCUGCGGGGAUGGACGGGUCUGCAUGGACAGCCAGUGUGUGGGGCUGGAAAUGGCCUACGGCCCGUCCAACUGCUCAGCAAAAUGCAAAGGUCACGCGGUGUGCAAUCACAGAUCUGAGUGCCAGUGUCAGCCUGGCUGGCUACCCCCGGACUGCGAGUCUUCGGGCGACAGCGACCAGGCGGUGUCCUCAGGAACCAUCAUCGCGAUCGCCACGGCGACGGGCACCACUUUAGUGCUCCUGCUGGCCCUGGCCGGAAUGGCGGUCCACCUCAAACGCAGACAGAAGCUCGGCGGCUCUCCCAGACCCCCUCCUCCUGAGAAGGAUCUUGGCCUGAAUAACCCCGCCUUCCCUGCGGACAUCUACUCGGUGUAUCAAAACCCCUCCCUGAAAAACAUGGCUUAUCCAAACUACCCGCAGGUAAAAUAUACCUGAACACCUGCAUAGCUCACUGCACAGACCAGUAUGGCACAUAUUUAUGCAUGUGCCAUCCAAUCAUGUGGAUUCACACACACUUCACGGAAGGCCCCAGUUGCCACUGCCAGCCAAUCACAUUCCUGCCGCUGUUCGUUUAAGAACGGCUGUCGACCAAUAAGGUGCCGGCCAGCUCCUUCGCAACACUCAGUCGCGCACAGACACUUGGCACACUUCUCGAACUCCAAUCGAUCGAGAUGACCCAUGGGACAUGUCAAGAGGACAAUGGGUCAAAGGUCAACUUCGAGGACAGGGAUGCAUUUACACCCUUGUGACAGAGGGGGCGCUCUGCUGGACAAUUUCUGAAGGACACAUCUGUGCCAGUGUGGACCCCACAAACUCGUUCUGGAAUCCUAUUAUGGAGGUCUUAUCCUGAUUGGCUGUUUCUAAGCAACUGUGUCCUUAAUUCAACUUGGGUUACUCAAGAAGAAUAGCUUCCUCUUCCUCUUUAAAAGGGAUUGGAAUGAAUACAUCUCUCUUUAUAAAUGUGACGGCCACAAAACUACAGCAGUCAAGCUCCAAUGAGCAUCUAGAUUUAGGAUGCUACCCUUUCCAGGAAAAGAAUAAUUCUUAAUCAAAACUCUAUAAUCACUCCUUUUUUUCCAUAAAGGCAUCAUAACCGGCUUCAUUAAAACAGAUUUUUGCUAUUGUUUAAGUUGGAUGUGAUUUACCACUGGCCACACUGCAGUAAUGGGGUGAAAUGUCGGCAUGGCAACAGCCCACCGCCAUAUUAAAAAGGGCUUAGAUUUUCUAUUCAUUAGUGCCAGGGGGGAUUUCUGUCCCCGUUUCUCCAAGCUGUGGAACAGAGGGCCACGGGGUCCUUGGAUCAGGACUAGCAGAGGACACACUGAACACCCAGAACAGCUAAGAAAUUAAUAUAGCCUGGAUUAAAAUGGAUUCAUUUUAGCUCACAGGUGGGAUGGGGGGAAUUUAAGGCACUGGCCGGAUCAAAAACUGUGAGUUAUAAAGGAACGAGAGAAUGGUGCGUAACGUAGCGGACAUUCCACAGUUACCGAACAGCCAUCUUGUUGAAAAUGUGAGUAUUCCUAACACCCACAUUUAUUAAAACUCGUCUCAUUCAACCACAUUUAAAAAAAUGAAAACAUUUUGUAUGUGAUGUGUAUGACAAUGAUACUGAAAUUUCUGAGGUUUUACACUGAAGGCCAUUUAAAAAGAAAAAUGCAAAUUAAGGCGAUGUUUUGAAAAUGACUCCCAGUAUAAAGAAUGAUCAGAUUUGACAAUGUAUUCCGUCUCAUUCUAAUCAGCAUCAGUUUUUA